Molecule: messenger RNA, 642 nt
Organism: Suillus plorans
Lineage: Eukaryota; Fungi; Basidiomycota; Agaricomycetes; Boletales; Suillaceae
Exons: 5
Coding region: 1-642 (213 amino acids)
Source: RefSeq, a predicted model, not a curated record
AUGACAGAUGGGCUGGGAGGGAAAUUAUUCCUGAUGGAGGCGGGUGGGCCCAUGCAGGGAAUAUAUAGAGUAGAUGAGUGGGCCGAUGUACAUGGAUAUUUGGUAGAUGGGUGGGCCAAGGUAGUUGGAUAUUAUGCAGAUGGGUGUAUUAAGGUAGAUGUGUAUGAGAUAGAUGGACAUGACGGAGCUGAGAGAGAGGCUAGGUUGCUUGAGAGGUGUCCUCCUGGCCAUGAAGGCAAAAGGUUGGUUGACGAACCUGCCACAAUUCUCGAUACAUCCGGUGCCAUCAUCGCAUGGUACCUCCCAGACGCCCUGACCGACACCACCCAGAAGGAAAUCAGGGAGGCCACCAAUUUGCCCCCUCCAAGCCUCGAAAAAAGUGUAAGAGCUGAUGGCAAUUGGCGAACUAAUCAAAAGUGGUUCAAAUGGGGCUCGGACAAUGUUAGCACAACUCCUGGAUGCAUCAAUUUAUCUCUGGCAUGGUUUCAACAGGGACACAAGAAUGUGUCUGAUCCGGAGGUAUCUGCAUCAUUGAAGGGACCUUCCUGUGAGAAUAUCCUCAAAGCCAUUGCAAGGCCAGCAGCCAUCACAUCCACGGCACUCAGGGUCAUGCAUCCUGAGCAGUACUGGGCAGGGUUAUGA